CACAAAAAUAGAAAUCAUUAUUCCCCCAAAUUCAAAACAUCACUCAGACCUAACUUCGACCUACUUCGUCGUCUCUCAUCCUCUCUGAUCUCAUCCACAUUUCUUCCUUUUCAUCUUCUUUCUCCGAAUCACUGAAUCUCAUUUUCUAGCUUUGAUUUUUGAGAGAUUUCUGGUUAAAAAUGGAGAGUAACAGUAGUGGAAGGAAAAGAAGAUAUGAAGAAGUAGAAGAUGGAGAGGAAGAAGUUCGCAAGGUUUAUAAGUUCAGAGUGUUAUUACCGAAUGGACUUAGUGUUGGACUAACACUGGAACAAUUGAAUGAUCAGAUGACUGUGGAGAAGUUUCUGGAACAUGUUAGGAUAGAGUACGUGAGGAAUCUGACGGAUAGUAGGGAUGAAACUGUGAAGAAGAAAUCGAAGAGGAAGAUUGAUUGGAUGUAUGAGAGGUUGUAUUUACAAGAUGUUGUUGAUGAUUAUAAGUGGAGAGAUAGGAUCUUUUUCGGACGGUAUGAGCAGAAACAAUGGAUUCUGUUGAGACUCAAUGAUGGAACAGAGAAUCCGGCAAACAAAUUUGAGAACAUGUGGGAUGUUACUCCAAAUACAUCAAAGCUUCCAGAUUCCUAUACGUUCUUGACUGCUCUUGCCGACUUAAUUGAUAAUUCCCUGCAAGCAGUAUGGUCGAAUAACGGUAAUGAGAGGCGAAUGAUUAGCGUGGUUGUAAAAGAUGAUGCGAUUUUAAUAGCUGAUACCGGGCCGGGGAUGGAUGGUGUUGGUGAAAAUUCUAUAGCCAAGUGGGGUAAAACGGGUUUGGCGCUUCAUAGCUCAUCUAGAAGACAAGCUAUAGGUGGGAAGCCUCCAUAUUUGAAGCCCUUUUUUGGUAUGUUUGGCUAUGGAGGACCUGUUGCAUCAAUGCGUUUAGGGAGGCACACUAUAGUUUCGUCAAAGAUGAAGAACUCCAAUAAAGUUUACGUGUUGCAUAUAAAGAGGGAGGCUUUGCUGCAUAGCUCUAGUGGAAAGAGUUGGAAGAUUUCUGGGGGAUUAAGGGACCCCUUAGACGAUGAAUUAAGUUCUUCACCUCAUGGGAGCUUUACCAAGGUAGAAAUUCUUCAACCGGAACGAACUCCAAUAAAUGUCUUUCGGCUCCAAUGCAGAUUAAAAGACAUAUAUUUUCCAUACAUUCAGUAUGAUGAGCUUAUGACGGGCAAAACCCGCAGGCCAGUGGAGUUUCAGGUUAAUGGUGAAGAUUUAGCUGAAAUCGAGGGGGGAGAAGUGGCCAUUACAAACUUGCAUUCAUGUAAUGGUCCUGAGUUUGUUCUCCAGCUUCAUUUUUCAUAUGAGAGUGGUGGGACAUCAAGAAGCCCAGGUUCAAGGUUAGUCGAAGCUAAUGCCAGACUGAAAUUCGUCUACUUUCCUGUUCGUGAGGGUAAAGAAAGCAUUGAUAGGAUUUUGGAGAAGCUAGAAGCUGAUAAAUGUGGCAUUUCUGAAAAUUUUGACACUUUCUGUCGCGUAUCCAUUCGUCGGCUAGGUCGUCUUCUUCCAGAUGCUCGUUGGCCAAGGCUUCCUUUCAUGGACCUUGAACACAGAACGGGAGAUAAGGCAGAAUUGUUGAGGAGAUGUAGCUUGAGAGUGAAAUGCUUAGUAGAUACAGACGCUGGCUUCAAUCCUACUCCUCCUAAGAAUGAUUUAGCGCCACAACAUCGAUUUACUACUGCUUUGAAGAACGUGGGUUGCAAACUGCUUGAGAAGGAUGGAAUUAAGCUUGAAAUACACAGAGAUCAAAAGGCUUUGAGUCUAUUACAACUCGAGGAGGAGUAUGAAAAAUGGGUACUGCAAAUGCAUGACGCAUAUGACCAGGAACUUGGUUGUGGUCAAGAUCAUCCUGUUCUUGUGGUGAAUCCAGCCAAUAAAAAGGGGCUUGGUAUCUCUUCCGAUGUUAUAAGAGUGCACAAGUUUAUAAAAAGGAAAGGUCAAUCCUGGAAAGCUGGUAAUUUUAUCAAAAUUAUUCCCCGGGACAAGCAAGAAAAAAUCUACGCAACCUUAGAGUUCAUCUUGUUAGAAGGGUUUGAAGGGGAUGCUGGUGGAGAGGCGCGCCUUAUAUGCAGACCAAUUGAAGUUCCAGCUGAGAAAGGCUGCUUGCUCAAAGUUGAUGAUAAAAGUUCCUAUUUGGAUGUAAAACGCUCAUUAUCGUUCCCAGUCAAUGUGAUUGAUUCUGGAGAGUGUUCCAAGAUGGAUCCUGCUGAGUGGAACCACCAACUUGGGAGGUUGCAGCUAAAAGCUCCUUCAAAGAUUGACCUACAUAGUCCCCAACAUCGCCAGCAGCCGAAGAUUGAUGGAAUCUGUACAGACUCCAGCGAGAUAAAAUGUCAGAAAACAUCACUUGUCAAGUCGCGUAAUAAUGCCUCACAAUGGAGACUAAGUGAUGAAAUUAGUCUUUCAUCAUGUAAUCUAAGGGUUGGCUCAUAUUUUCCACCACUGUUCAUUGAGUGCUACGAUGAACACGAUAACCACAUACAAUUCCCGUCUAUUCCUGAAUUAGAAGUUGCAGUCACAUCCCGCUCAUGCCGCCAAGGGACUAUGAUCAUCCAUGUUGACAAUCCGAAGGUCAAAUUUAUAAACAAGAGAAUGGUUCUCCAAGUUUCGGAUAUUUUAAUUGAAGGAGGAGACCUGGACAAGAUUCGACCCGAGUACGAAGCAUCUUUGGGGAUAAGUUGCUCACAUGAUAAGCUGUUAUCUGUGACCAUUCCAUUUACUGUUCACCCUGGAUCCUUGCAUCAUGUCGAGGCAUUUAUCCCAGAUCUAGGGAAAGAGUUGCUUCCUGGAGAUGUAAUUGAGAAAGUGCUGUUAGAGAUGUACGAUAGUUAUGGUAAUCAUGUUCAAGAAGGGAUUGAAGUUAUAUUAAAUGUGAAGGGAUUUUGCUUUCAAGAUAAUGCUGGUCCUAAGCGGAAGGUGGAUGCUGAAGGAUCUAUCAUUCUUAAUGGAAUCCUGAAGGUCACCGGGAGCUAUGGAGAAACUGCUUUGUUUUCUGUUGAACACGAGGAACAAUUGCUUUUUGAGAAAGAAGUCCAAAUUGGCAGAAGAGAGCUGAGAUUACUGUCCACGUUACCUGGUAAUUGUGUUGCUGGUUCACGACUAGACAGUCUCAUGUUUGGAGUUGUUCGUUCAGAUGGAACUGUUGAUGAAACAAUACAUGAUGAUUUUCUAUCUAACCGUUCACAUACCCUGAUACUAAGAUCAGCAUCCUCAGUAUUAGAUGAUAUUGAGUACACAUUUCAGCAAGGGAUGUGUCUUGUGGCUUCCAUAUUUGUUCCUCUAGAACCAGGGAUUUUCAGUUUUGAGGCUGCUCAUUCUUGCAACCCUGAACUUGUCGUGCUUGUUAAGGUGAAUGUUGUCCAAACUCCAACUAUGGAGGUCAAUUUGGCUGAGCAUGAGGAUGUGCCAUUCGAAAGUCCCAAUGGAAGGAUGGUACACUCUCAGGAGGAAUUUGUCUCUGCUUCAUUAACGGCUGAGCAUGAGGAUGUGCCAUUCCAAAGUCCCAAUGGAAGGAUGGUACACUCUCAGGAGGAAUCUGCCUCUGCUUCGUUAAUGGCUGAGCACAAGGAUGUGCAAUUCCAAAGUCCCAAUGGAAGGAUGGUACCCUCUCAGGAGGAAUCUGCCUCUGCUUUGUUAAUGGCUGAGCACAAGGACGUGCAAUUCCAAAGUCCCAAUGGAAGGAUGGUACCCUCUCAGGAGGAAUCUGCCUCUGUUUUGUUAAACUACAAUCUCAGUGACGUGAAGGAACUUCGCUCUGAUGUUGAAAGGAUUAGAACAUUUAUUGGAGAGCAAGGAAAGAAUCUGGAAGCGCUCAAAGAAAAGAAGACAUGUAUUGUACAAGAAAUAUCUGAACUGCAAGAUUUAUUUGAGCAUGAAACAACUAGCCAGUCGGGCAACUUUGUGACCGACAAAGAGGUUAUUAUCAGUCAAAUCAAAAAGAACAAUACAGCUGCUUCAGUUUUGUGCACACUUCCACCUCGCUUACAGUCUAUGCUGCCAGGGAUAGUAGGCAUUGUUGCUCUGCUAGGAUCAGUUAACACGGAUAGCCUAAGCAGGAUGUUGGCGGAGUAUUUGGGUGAAGACCUCAUGCUUGCAGUGGUGUGCAAGUCCUCUGCUAAUGCACGUCGUCUCGAAAAUUAUAAAAAAAGUGGAGAAAUAGAUCCUGCUGGUGGUUUGCAUCUAUUGGCAGCUGAGCUCGGAAGCACGAUAGAUUGUGGGUUUCUUGCUAUAUGUCUGGAGGACCUCUGUCCAUACAGUGGAGAGUCUAAAAGCAAUGAUCCACAGAAAAAGCUUGACUUGAUAGAUCCACCGGGAGAGACUCCAUCAGGGUUUUUAGGGUACGCUGUCAACAUGGUCAAUAUAGACAUCCAGCAUUUGCAUACAAAAACAAGUAAAGGAUAUGAUCUUCGACAGACCUUGUUCUAUAAUCUAUUUGGAGAGGUCCAAGUUUAUGGAACAAGGAAGCAAAUGUACCAGGCACAUGGAUAUAUAAAGGAGGGAGCAAUAUCUUUGGAUGGUGGCAUUAUAAAAGGCAGGGGCGUCGUGGCUCUCGGACCACAGAAGGAGCCUAAUGUCAGAUUUCCGGUAGUGAACUUUGAAAGUCAUCAACAACAGAUAGAUCCUGGCAUUGCUAAGAAGUUGGAAGAGAAAAAGCUGGAGUUGGGUGAAAUGUCAGUUGAAUUGGCCAAGGUGUCUAAAGAACUUGACAAGGCAAAGAAACAGGUUGGAAAAAAGAUGAAACGCCUAACGAGGCGUUGCGAAGAGUUGGAACCGUUUACAGAACUUCUCCCAGGUGAUGAAGCUAAAAAGUUGGCCCGACAGCUGUUCUAAACAAAUCAAAACUUUCUAGAUACACAAAGAUUUAAUAAUUUUGUAAAUGUUGCAAGAAAAAUGUAAAUAUUUUUUUGUGGGUAAAAACAUCUAAUGCCCGCUCUCAAAGCUGUAAAUGUAAAACUGACUGAGAGAUUACAUACCUCGAUCUGACUGAGAUGCAAUAGUACGUACGUAGUUUUUAGCUUUUUGUUUCA
This is a messenger RNA of Papaver somniferum (opium poppy), 5053 nucleotides long. RefSeq names its product structural maintenance of chromosomes flexible hinge domain-containing protein GMI1-like. Bases 180 to 4856 code for a protein of 1558 amino acids. The record is from RefSeq and is a predicted model, not a curated record. The transcript is spliced from 36 exons. Lineage: Eukaryota; Viridiplantae; Streptophyta; Magnoliopsida; Ranunculales; Papaveraceae.